This is a messenger RNA of Acanthocheilonema viteae, 1653 nucleotides long. The record is from the annotation of a GenBank genome assembly. Lineage: Eukaryota; Metazoa; Nematoda; Chromadorea; Rhabditida; Onchocercidae.
AUGGCUCCUAGAAAAGUAGCCCGUAAAGUGACCCAACAACCAGUAGAGGAGCUAAAACGUCGAAAUACUGAAAAGAAGAAGGGAAGAAAACGGGAGAAGAAGGGAAAGGAAAAGGCAAAAACUUCUUCAUCAGCACCUCCGGCACAGUUAACAGGAAUCACCGCAGAUAUAGAUGAGCAUACCGAAAUGGAGGAACUAGCGAUUUCUUCAUCACAUUUUCCAUUGAUCAAUGGUGAGGACGACAGUUUGCUAGUGAAUAACAGUGGACGUGGAAAGAAGCGGAAACUUCUCUCUUUAGACAGCACCUCUUCUACAGCAAAUCGUACACUUAACAGCAGUGCCGGAAGUUCAAUUGCCCGUCGAUUGAAGAAGUUUCAUUUGUCUGUCGAGAAUUUUUUGCCAGUUGAGAAAGGUGAUCGAGUGUUGAGUUGUGGUGAAGGUGAACAGCUUGGACAUCCAGGACGGAGCACAACUCGGAAACCGCGAGCCAUUAAUACGCUUCCAGAGGAGAAAUUAAUCGUGCAGGUAGUAGCAGGUGGAGUACAUUCACUGGUGUUAAUGGAGGAUGGCACAGUGUAUGGUUGUGGAAUAAACGAAAAAGGAACUGUACCGGGUGAGGGUAUCGAGCCAGAGGGAUCCUCUGAUAAGCUAACUCCAAUUAAAUUCAAUAGUUCACUCAUACAACGUCAUGGAAAGGUAGUUAUGCUUACUGCUGGUGCCAGUUUUUCGGCAGCGCUAACUGAUAAAGGCAGUGUAUUGGCUUGGGGUAAUUUGCGGGGUAUGUCGGGUUGCAUUGAAAGCCACGAAACACUGCUGGAGAUGGAAAAACAACCAGUGGUCAUAGUGCAAUAUCAACAAAAAGUCAUCGUUAAGAUUGCAGCAGGUGAGAAUCAUCUGGUAAUGCUAACAGAGAAUGGGGAAGUGUUGACUUUUGGCGAUGGAUCGGUUGGCCAAUUAGGCAGAUGUUCACGGGUUUCGCAUAUUCGCUCUCAGCGAAUGGUGAGCGACUCUCCAGAUUCGUUGAGAAUUUCUGUUUACGACAAGGGGAGAAAGAAACUGGUAAUAUUUGACAAUAUUAUGGCUGGUGGAUUUUGGACUGCUGCUCGUUCCAUUGAUGGCGCUGUUUACGUCUGCGGAUUGAACAAUUUCGGACAGUUGGGUAUACCAAUACGAGAAGCUCCAGAAGAUAAAGAUAAUCAACCAGAACUGAAAAUAAUGCAUCCGGUUAAGGCGAGCGCAUUCGAAUGCAUAACAGUUGUUGAGCUGAGCGGUAUCCAGCAUAUCGUUGCCCUGAAUGCACAAGGUGAAGUAUACGGCAUUGGGAAAAACACAGACAAUGCGCUAGGAUUGGGUACGUGGGGUGGUAAAGAGGAUGAUCACUGGAAGUAUUUGCAACUACAGAAGAUCGAUGUACCAGAACCGAUCAAAGGAAUAUCGGUUAGCCUUGGUUGCUCGAUUGUUUGGACAGAUAAUGGGAGUGCCUACUCGUGGGGUUAUGAUUCUUCUGGUCAGCUUGGUUUGGGGAUCAAAGAUGAUGAUGAGAAGAUGGUUCCACGACCACAGAAGAUUACUUCGGCACAUCUUGAUGGUUAUCGCAUCAUUGGAGUAUCUUUGGCGGAUAAUCAUGCUCUUUUCCUUGCUAAAAAAUUAUGA